Molecule: messenger RNA, 2292 nt
Organism: Candidozyma haemuli
Lineage: Eukaryota; Fungi; Ascomycota; Pichiomycetes; Serinales; Metschnikowiaceae
Gene: SEC1
Product: Sec1p
Exons: 1
Coding region: 1-2292 (763 amino acids)
Biological process (GO): intracellular protein transport; vesicle-mediated transport
Cellular component (GO): plasma membrane; secretory granule
Molecular function (GO): syntaxin binding
Source: RefSeq, a predicted model, not a curated record
AUGAGCCUUGACGACCCGCUGUCUCUUCUCCACGCACAGAAGGUGUACUUCACCCAGAGACUCAAGGAGAUCACUGCUAUCGGUGGUCUUUUUGCUUUGGUGCUCGAUAAGCAAACAGAGGCCUUGCUCCUUCGACUUUUCUCCAAGGACGCUUUGCUCCGCAUUGUCACUACCAUUGAGAAUAUUGAUGCUCCCAGGAAGCUCCAGCAGUUUCUCCAGGCCAUUUACCUUCUCGAGCCGCUGGUGUAUAACCUCAAUUGCAUCUUGGCCGAUGUAAAGGUCAAUCGGUAUAAGAUGGGCCACGGCUUGUUUGUGCCUUUCUCCCAGUGGGAAACAGAGACUCUUCGUUAUUUCCAGUCGACAAAGUUUAUCGGAAGCCCUGAGGUUGCCAGCUACUUUGGCGGUGACGGUUCCACGGCUUGUUUCGUCCAGGCGUCUAUGUUUCCGUUGGAAUCGAGAGUUUUCCUUACAGGAAACGUUCCUUACAACUCCAUGCCUGUUUACUUUAAUGAUAAUUGCAGUGAGUUGGUUUUACCUCAAGUUCGGAAAGCUGCCAAAGCCAUUGUCAAUGCUAUAAUUGUGGCAGAAGAGUACCCACUUAUACGUUUCUAUGCCCUGCCGAAAGCCACCCACCAGGCUGCUCGUUUGCCUGAACUUAUAGCCGACGAGGUCCAGCGCCAAUUGGACGACUACCUUCGUGCUAACACAGAUUACCCACCAAAAUCGUCUUUGGAGAAGCCUAGAGCUAUUCUCUUAGUCACAGAUCGUUCCAUGGACUUGUUUGCUCCACUUUUGCAUGAGUUCUCGUACCAGGCCAUGGCAAUGGACAUUGUCGAGAGCUUGGAGAGAGAAUGUGUCUACAAGUAUUCAUCUGAGAACGAAAAAGGUGAACAACAGGAAAUGACUUCUGACUUGGAUGCUGAAGAUGACGACCUCUGGAUCUCUCUUCGCCAUACGCAUAUCAUCGAAGCGUCAGAAUUAAUCAUCAGCAAGAUCAAUGAUCUUAUCAAGAACAACCCUAUGAUGGUGGACCGUUCGAGAGCCAAGACAUCUUCUGAUUUAAUGUAUGUUGUGGCUCACUUGCACGGUUUCGAUGAAGAGCGUCGUCAAGUUACCUUGCACAAGACAUUGAUUGACGAAAUCUUAGAUAUCAAUGCAUCGAGAAAGUUGGCUGAAUUUGCUGCUGACUUUGAGCAGACCUGUUGCGCGGAAGGUACGUCUUUUGAAGGAAUCCACAAUAAGAAGUUGCAUGAAGACUUGAUUGUUUUGCUCGCUCGUGAAGAUUUGCAUGUCAAUGACAAGAUGAGACUCGUCCUCAUCUAUGGUCUUUAUCGUGGAGGUCUCGCGGAGUCUGACUUUGUGAAGCUUGCCAAAUUCAUCGGAGUCAAGAACACCCAAAUUGUUUCUCUCGUCCUGAGAUGUUUUUACAACCUCCACAAACUCGACUUCCCAAUUGUGAAGAAAACUGUCAAGGAUAAAAAGGUCGAAAGGCAGUUUUUCCACACCAUCAACAACGAAGGUACUUACAACACCUCAAGAUUCGCACCAGGUCUAAAAAGAGUACUCUACAAUGCUGCGAAGUACGAAUUGGACGAAGACUGGUUCCCAUACUUCCGUGAUAAGCCAAUGGCCGAGGAUGUACCAAAGGGCAAUGGCCUCAAUCCAGGCAUUGACAAGAACAAUUCCAUUCGUAAUCCAAGAGUGAAGGCAUCAUGGGCGCCAUCUGCUUCAAGACACGGCUCGGCACCAAGAAACAACAAAAACAAACAAAGGAUCUUCUGCUAUGUGGCUGGCGGUGUGACAUACUCAGAAAUGCGGCUGGUGUAUGAGCUCUCUCAGGCUCUCGACAAGGACAUUUACUUGGGCUCAGAGUCGGUGCUCAAGCCCCGUGACUUCUUAAUUGGUCUUCAGAACAUCGACGGAGUGAAGCAGCCGGACCUGCUCGAGAUUCCUCUCUACGACGAGAUAACAAGACCCCGGACGCGGGCGCCAUCGUAUUUAUUCGAGGUACCGAAGCCACCCUCGCAGCCAGCAACUACUGCCGCCCCACGUCCAUCCACCUCUGCAACCCCAAGCCAACAGAACGUCAAACAGCCACCACCACAGCAAUGGGGCCAAUCCGGGUUCGGCAGUGCCAGUCCAAACCCAGAAUUGCCGCCCGACACGGUUGGUUCGAAUACUCCGCUGCACUAUCAGAAGCGGACUAACCAGUAUACUACGGAUCUAAGCGGAGAAAAAGAAAACCGCACCAAGGAGAAAAAGCCGUCCAGAUUUAAGAGAUUAUUCAAGUAA